Emiliania huxleyi CCMP1516 is the source of this 3348-nucleotide messenger RNA. RefSeq names its product putative alpha,alpha-trehalose-phosphate synthase (gene TPS2). The transcript is spliced from 16 exons. Gene Ontology annotation, molecular function: catalytic activity. Gene Ontology annotation, cellular component: cytosol. The record is from RefSeq and is a predicted model, not a curated record. Bases 1 to 3132 code for a protein of 1043 amino acids. NCBI's taxonomy places the organism in Eukaryota, Haptophyta, Isochrysidales, Noelaerhabdaceae. Gene Ontology annotation, biological process: trehalose biosynthetic process.
AUGAUACGCUGGACGGCCACACCAAGACUGUCCAUCCCGACCACAAACACGGUCCAUCGGGCUGGCCUGCUUCGCUGGGGCCAUCUGCGGGUGAACGCGCUCCAGCUGCUCCUCCUCAUCGGCUCGAGCGAGGCGCGCUGCGUCCGCCUCCUCGAGGUGGCUGGCGGCGUCGCGGACGCGUGCGUGCAUCUGCUCCGCUCCAACGGCUCAAGGGUCGACCUGGAGGGCGUGCGGGUGGCGUGCAACCUGCUGCGCAACCUCGCCAUGCCCGUGGGCAGCCGCGCGCGGAUCGGAGGCGUCGACGGCGUCUUUGCGUCCCUCUACGCCCACGUCGGGCACCGCGACCCGAACUGCGCGGCGCUUGUCGGCGCGACCCUCCGCCUCCUCGUCGAGGGUUGCGCGCUGAAUGCGGCGCGCGCAGCGCAUGCGGCGGCGGACAUCAGCGGCGGAGGUGGCUCUGGUGGUGGUGGCGGUGGCGGCGGCGGCGGCGGCGGCGAGGACGGCAGCGGCGCGGGGGGCGCCGCUCCGGCCGAGACGUUUGGGUGUAUUGUCUGCGGCGACUACCGGAAGUCCUUCGCCGUCUUUGACCACCGGCACUGGCCGACGGAGCACGAGGCGCUGGAGGCGUUCGGCAAGGCGGAGAUCAAUGAGCUGUACAAGCACUACAAGGACUUCUUCCCGGACACGACGCUCGAGGGCCUGCUCGAUACGUGGAUCGACCUGAAGGAGGAGAUCUCGAAGAGCCCCGGCCUCAAGCAGCGGCCGUUCAAGUCCCUCUGGUCGCACAUGCUCGUCACCUUUUCGGGCGAGUACAUGUCUGUGCUCCGCCUCGUCGCCAUCAUGCUACUGAUCCCGCUCGACACGUCGGAGGCGGAGCGCAUCUUCUCCCUUAUGAACGACAUCAAGACGUCCGAGCGCUCUAGCCUCGGCCAGCGCAACCUGGCAAACCUCAUGUUUUGGCACUACCACGGGCGCAACAUGAAGGCGUGGGAGGUGCCGGUGCAGGAGAUCCUCAAGGAGUUCCAUGAGCUCGUCAAGGGCAGCAAGCGCGGGCGCCAGGCCCACCCGGCCGCCGCACCCAUCAAGUAUGCCUUCCCACUUGCGGAGGACUAUUCUCGUACAGCUCCUCGAGCUCCACCAGCGCGUGUCGGUGAAUCCAGCGUCAUUGCUGUCCUCUUUGAAGGCUUCCUGCUCUUCGAGUACACGCGCAACUUCCUCUCUUGCUGCAAGCGGAUGCUCGGGCUAGAGUACGAGUUCCACAAGGGCGGCUACCUCGGGGUCGAGUACGAGGGGAGGCACGUCAUGCUGCAGGCGCGGCUAGCCGCCAUGAGCCACGCCGCCUCGGGGCGGGCCGCCUUCCACGGCCACGCGCACGCGCCCCUCGCCGCGCCGACGGAUUGCGCCGCGGAGCUGGGCAGCGCCAUCGCGCAGGCUAGCUCCUCGGUCUGCUCCUCCGGCCGCGUGGUUGUGGGCGGCGUGGACUACCUCGAUCGGCUCAAGGGAGUCGCGCCCAAGAUGCUCGCGUGGGAGGCGCUGCUGCGCGACUACCCGCACUACCGGAACGGGCACGUGCUGCUGCAGGUCUGCGUCGGCGCGCGCAACAAGAUCCACAUCCAGGAGGCUGGCCAGGUCGAGGCGGAGAUCACGCGCAUCGUCGAGCGCAUCAGCGCCGCCUAUCCGGGCACAGUGCACUUCGAGGUCCGGUCGAGCCUCUCCCCGGCGGCGCGGCUACAGCUGUGGGCAGGCAUGGGGAUGCUCGUCGGCACGCAGCUGCGCGAGGCCGUCAACGUGUGGCCUCUCGAGUACGUCUACUCGCGCCACUUGCGCGGCUUGCCCGCCGGCGUGCUCGUCCUCUCCGAGUUCUCCGGCUUCGCUCGCGUGCUCAACGGAGGCCUGCGCGAGCUCGUCGAGGCGCUCGACACGGCGCUCCGGAUGGCGCCGGCGGAGCGGCUAGCGCGUGGCCUCAAGGCAACAUUCCGCCUGCCCUCCGAACCUCUCCCCUCUCGCCUCUCGCGUCUGGCGCCCGCCGCCGCACCGGGCGGGGACUUGGCGCACAUCCAGCGCUGCACGCUCGAGGAGUUCGCGAACCGCUUCGUGACGGACCUCAAGGCCACGCAGACAAAGCGCGAGGAGGACUUCGUCUCUGUCGGCUUCGGCCUCUCGAGCUUCCGCAUGGUCGGGAUGGGCGCCGGCUUCAAGCCGCUCGACGUCGUCGAGUCGCUGGACAAGUUCCAGCGCUCCUCGCACCGCGCGCUGCUCCUCGACUGGGGCGGCACACUCACGCCAGCCGACGCCGGCCUGUACGACACGCGCGACUCCACCGACGGCCACGUCGUGCCGCAGCGCGUGCUCAACGCGCUGCAGACGCUCUGCGCCGACCCGAAGAACCACGUCAUGAUCCUCUCCGGGCUCGGGAAGGAGAAGGUGCUCGCCGCGUUUGGGUCCGUCCCCAACCUCUCGCUCGCCGUCGAGCACGGCUUCACGUACCGCGUGCAGGGCGGGCAGUGGCAGCAGCUUGUGCACGGGGUCGACACCUCCUGGCGCUCCGUCGCCGCGUCGGUCAUGCAGCGCUACUGCACGGUGACGCACGGCGCGUACGUCCUCUCGAAGGGCUCGUCGAUGGCGUGGAACUUUGCGGACUCGGACCCCGAGUUUGGGGUGAUGCAGGCCAAGGAGGUGCAGUUCGCGCUGCAGCAUGUCCUCUCCGCCUUCCCGGUCGUUGUCCGGACCGGCAAGGGGUACGUCGAGGCUUGCCUGAAGGACGUCAACAAGGGCGUGAUGGCGGAGCGCUUCGUCGACCUCUGCCAGGGCGGCGGCGCGCGGCCGCUCGACUUUGUGCUCUGCAUCGGCGACGACUCGACCGACGAGCUCAUGUUCGGCCACCUGCACCAAAAGCUGGGCAAGCAUGCGCGCCAGCUGCUCACCUCCACCGUCGGGCGCAAGCCGUCGGAGGCGAACUCGUACCUCAACGACCACGGCGAGGUGCUCGAGCUGCUCGAGCUCCUCUGCACGCACGGCAACCACCCGCCGGGCUCGCAACCGGCGGCCGCCAGCAGUAUGAGGCGGAUGGCCGCGCCGGUGGCCAGCGGCGGCAUGAGCGCAUCGUACCAGAAUCUCGCCGCCCUCGGCUGACCGCGCCGCCGCGCUGUAGCAGACGCGGGUCUUUGGAGAGCUGGAACUCUGUUGGACUGGGGCAUGUGGGGCCUAAAUCUACUGCAUGGGAGGGUCUAUUGAGGUUGUGACGCGGGGGACCCCUAGCAGCAGACGAGAGAGAUCUGCGCACGUGUCGAGGCGGCGCGCUUGUGAUGUGGUUCUCAAGCAGGUACGGCUUUAAGACGCUACUGACGU